Messenger RNA from Acinonyx jubatus (cheetah), 10033 nucleotides. Its product is annotated as glucosaminyl (N-acetyl) transferase 2 (I blood group). Gene Ontology annotation, biological process: transforming growth factor beta receptor signaling pathway. Gene Ontology annotation, molecular function: acetylglucosaminyltransferase activity. The record is from RefSeq and is a predicted model, not a curated record. Gene Ontology annotation, cellular component: membrane. Lineage: Eukaryota; Metazoa; Chordata; Mammalia; Carnivora; Felidae.
UAGUGCCUUAGAUAUUUGUGUUCCACAGAACAGCACUGAUCAGUAAAUUGGAAAACUGUUAUCAUCAAAAGCACUCAGUUCUGCAGAUUCCAAAACACUGAAGACACAUCGAAAGGUAGUGAUUGAAACUACACUAUCAUUCACGAGGGCCCUAACCGAAGCAGACUGGGGCCAUACCUCCUCUAUUUAUAAGAAAUUUUCCUUUUCUUUCCUUUUUUCCUUUUCUUUCUUUCUUUCUUUCUUUCUUUUCUUUCUUUUUUUUUUUGAGGAGAAAGGAUAGAGUUUAAGGAAAUCAUUUCAAAGGAUAAAUUGAUAAACAUAAAAUCUGAAUCGAAAACCACUUUAACCAGUGGGAGAAUCAAAUACAAAGAUCUUCUUCAGUUACGCGCAAACACAGGACAUAUCCUGGAGACAAAUUUGUUUGGCUUUAACGUCUAGGAAAGAAGAAAUGUCUGCUUCUUUGGGAUUGAUCCAAGCCCUCUGCCCUAAUACACUGUCUAAGCUCAAGUUAAUGACAGGUUCUGUGGGAAAGAAGCUAGUAGGAGAGUGGAUUAAAUAAACUGAACUCAAGUCAAGAAUUUAAUAGGGCUAUUAAAAGUAGAAGUUGGAGGAAGCCACACCCUAUUUCUAUUUUAAAACUGUUUUGUUUCCACUUAUUUGAAAAUGUUCAAAAGAUAAAGAGUAUCUUCAAGAUACAGAUCUCCCGCAGCUGCUGAAUGGUAAAACACUGGGUAUUUCUUAGUAGAAAUACCAACCCGUUGCAACAUCAGUUCAACUUUCAAAAAUAUGUAGGUGGAGGAGUUUGGAGGCAGUUGGUACGAGAAGGGUAGCAGAAGCAUACCCCAGAUUUGGACAGACCUUGAACUUGCAAAUUCACUUCAUGAAUCUGCCAUCUUUUUUCUCAAAGGAGACAUUUGGAAACCGACACGUUGCAUAGAAAGACAACCGUCACUAUUCUGUUCCUUGAAGUUGAGCAGAAUAUAACCAAAGAUAACAUUUUUGUUUGUGUUUCUUGUCUGGUUUUCGCUUUUGUUUUUGUUUGGGCAAUUGACCCCGGAAGGGAAAGAGCUUUGCUACCCCAAGAAGGCCUCUAGGGAAGUAGAAAAGGGAGUGCGACCCCAGAAGAGUGAGGUAAGCUAGGGUGACCGUAUGUGGAAGAUUAGGAGAAGAUUCGGAAGAAGUCUUCAUAGCCAGAUUGACUUUCCACCACUUAGAAAGACUAUUCCUUUUUAACAAUUGGGAAACUAAGGGACAGUGAUCCCCAAAGACUUUUCCAAGGUCAUGUAGGAGGCAGCAGAGCUUUGUUUAAACCCUGCUCCAGGGGCACCUGGGUGGCUCUGUCCAUUAAGUGUCGCACUCUUGACUUGGGCUCAGGUCAUAAUCUCAUGGUUUGUGAGUUUAAGCCCCACAUCGGGCUCUACGCUGACAGCGUGGAGCCUGCUUGGGAUUCUCUCUCUCUCUCUCUCUCUCUCUCUCUCUCUCUCCCCCUCUCCCUCACUGGUGCACGUGCUCUCUCUCUCUCUCAAAAUAAAUAAUGUUAAAAAACAAUAAAAUAAAGUCUUAAAAAAUAUAUAACGCUGCUCCAAAGCCUUGGUCUUCCCCCACUAUGCUGUGUAUUUGUCUCUGUGGUAACCUUUUUGUGGGGUGACCCAGCAGGCUGGCUCUCUGAAGAGGUAACAAUUUGGAAAUGGUUUGGAAAUACAGGCUGAAGAAGCCUGAAGUGUAGUUGCCCCACUUUGGGGCGGGGGCACAGAGCAGAAGAGGCCAAUGCCACCCAUGAUAACAGUGACCUUGAGGGCUCCCACCUAUCCUUUGGGAUCUUUCAGGCGGCAGAAUGACCCCUCAAACACAGUUGUUCUGCUUCACUGUUUAGUAUCUAGGAAGUAGACAGGGCAGGUAUGUUCCUGGGUGAGCCAAGUUUGGCAACAGAGAGAUGCCUUAAGACUUGUUGAGUAAUUCUUACAUGCAAGGCAUUGUUCUAAGCUCUUUUUAUAUCCUGAACCUAUUUAAAUCUCCUUAAAGCCCCAUAAAGUCAGCCCUCUUAAUACCUCCAUUUUAUAGAAGAAGGAAGGAAACUGAGGCAUACAGUCCAGUGCUGUGCACUAUAACCCAGAUGAUGGAUGUAAAGGGUCUUCAGGCAGGUGUAAUUGGCCCCAUUUCACAUUUCUUUGUCUGGAAAGAUACAGAAUCUAUAGGUGAUUGCAAAGAUUCCAGUAUUGCAAAAUAUAGGCCUGGAGGAACCCGAUUGCAGUCUAGAACAGGGAUCGCCAAAUGACAUACAGCCCAUGGGCUAAGUCUCACCCGUUUCUGUACUCUCCACAAGCUGAGAAUGACUUUACAUUUUUAAAUGGUUGGAAAAAACCAAACGAAGACUAUUUAGUGACAUGGAUGUUAUAUGAACUUGAGAUAUCGGUGUCCACAAAUAAAGACUUCACAGGACACAGGCACAUAUUAUGGCUACUUUCGAGCUGCGGUAGCAGACGUGAGUGGUUAUUACAUCAGAAACCAAAUGUCUCACAAACCUAAAAUAUUUACUAUGGGGCCCUUUAUAGAAAAAAAAGUGCUGACGUAGAAUCAUGUGGUCAACAUAAUUGCCUAAUACUUUCAGGGAAAAAUUUUUGUCGUAAUUGUGAUUGCUAAAUAAUUAAAAGCCUCCCCUUUUGUGCAGAAACUGGUUACUUAAAAAGAAAUUCUGAAUAAACAUCCUUCACAAAUGACUUUUUAAAUAGAAUGUGCAGCAGGUGUGCAUAAGAUAGAUAAAUACAUUUAUAUAUCUUCUCACUAAAUGUUAGCGCUCUGCUUGUUUUCAGAGACGGUCUGCUUGGCCCAAUGUUUGCAAUAAUCUUUAUGAUUGUCAAACCCUUUCAUAGACAUUAACUUAUUUGAUGAUUUACAAGUGCUGGGGGUACUGAUCGGCAGUAAUAAAAUGGUCCCUGAGCUGAACGGAUGGCAGCCAUCCUUUAACUGAAUGGUCUUGCAAGUGCUCUGCUUCUGGAUUUUUUCUUGAACCUACUCACCCGCAGCCCAUCACCUUGCUGACAACAGGGUGCCUGGGUGUCCCCGUGCUACAUCCCUCUGUUAAUUUGUGACUUUUUAAAACAAUAUUUAUUUAUUUUUGAGAGAGAGAGAGCACAUGAGUGAGGAAGGGGCAGAGAGAGAGGGAGACAGAGAAUCCCAAGCAGGCUCUGCACUCUGAGCACAGAGCCUGAUGCCAGGCUGGAACUCAUGAACCAUAAGAUCAUGACCUGGGCUGAAACCAAGAGGUGGACGCUUAACUGACUGAGUCAGACAGGUCCUCUUGAAUUUGUGACUUUUUAGCUGCUUAGGUCUGAGUAACUUUGUUAUGACUAUGCAACUAUACUAAGAGCUCAUGGCCUAAGACCGGAGAGGGGUUCAACGCACAUGAACAGGACCUCUGAUGCUUAAAACAAAGAUGAUAAAUUUGCAUCUUGAAGGCUCCAUGCAGCCUUCAGGGUGCAUGUACAUGCAUGCACUUGUGUUUUAAAAAUUUCUUAAGUACUUGGUCACAUUCAAAGAGUCUGGGAAUUUUUUUUUAAGGGUAAAAUUCAGAUUUCUCACUUCUGAAAAUAUUUGAAGAGUGGGGCGCCGGGGUGGCUCAGUCAGUUAAGCAUCUGACUUCAGCUCAGGUCAUGAUCUCACGGUUCAUGGAUUCUAGCCCUGCGUCGGGCUCUGUGCUGAUGUCUCAGAGCCUGGAGCCUGCUUCAGAUUCUGUGUCUCUCUCUCUCUCUGCCCCUCCCCCACGCAUGCUCCUUUUCUGUCGCUCAAUAAUAAACAUUAAAAAAAAUUACAGGCCCCGUGGCCAGCGUGGCAUUAUUGGCCAGCGUUGAGAGGGAGCUGCUUGCUUCAGGUGGGACAUAGGCUCUUCGCUGCGGUCCCCACCCUCCCUCUGUGUCCAUGACACCUCGCCCAAAUGUGAGCUGCCACUUGUGAACUUACCAGCCCUGUCUUUCCCUUCCUCCUCCAGCUUCACCUACUAUCUUCAUUUCUCUUCCCCGACACAUUCACGUGUGUGAAUCCAGCCCACAAAUUUGUGAUCGUUGGUUGCUGGGAGAUCCUUUCUUGUUUAUUUUCUGUGUCUCCUGCGUAGCCAAAGCAUUUGGGGUUGCCAGACUGACACAGCAUGGUAUACAUUUGGCGGAAAUGAGGGGACCCGUCACAAAGCGUUGUCGUGAGCCAGCAGCAAUAAUUAGGCUGAGAGGAGUGAUCUGUGGUAGAGAGGUAUGAGCACUUGGAAAGGAGUCAGGCCCGGAUUCCAAGCCUGCCCCUGCCGAGAACCAAACCAGCCUCCACGUUUGCCCCUCAUGGCUCAGCUGGGGCAGACACAUGGCUCCUAAGUUACUAAGAACCCAGUGACUGUAAGGGAGAAAAGAUCCCGCCGUGUUCUCAGAAACCUUUAGGUAGCCUCGCCUCGUGUGUUCGUGCAGAGCUGAGCUGAUGAUGUGUUGUUAGCUGCCUCCUGUGCUAUCUCCUCGUUUGUGAUGUUAAAGAUUAUCCUGGGGUACGGAGCGGCAGGGGAAGGUCAUACAAAAUGCCCGCUUGAUGACAGUUUGCAGUAGGUUAAGCCAACUGCAGUGACCAGAGCAGAAAUAAUGUACUGGUUGGAAGUCACAGCUUAGCCCGCCCCAAUUAUUUGCUAGAAGAAAAUGCCUGUUCAGUUGCCACAGAUACCAAGCAAAACAAACCUACCCGCUGGGCUAACUGCUUAGCAGGGCAUCAUCUCGCAAUCUCACGUUGUUCACCUAAACCAUUGUACAUAAGGCAGGACAGACCAGAGAGGCAUCUCCCGGGUCGUGCCGUUUGGAGCUGUAAAUCACAUCGCGCCUCUCUCGCAGCCCCGCUUGCAAUCUGCGUUGAAUAAAUCCUGAUGAAAGAUUUGUUGAGUUUGCUUUGUAUUGGCAUUCCAUUGGGGCUCUACUGUAGGGUCAAGGCUCAAGGCAAAAAGAGGGGAAAACCACCCUGAACCUACAAUGAGAGCCCAGAAUUCCCUCCCCCCCCCCCCCAGCCCUCCCCUACUCCUGCUCUCCACGAAAGUUCUGCCAAGGAUGUAUUUUACAGAAAAGGGCGUGGCUCUACUAAGAGUGAAGGGAAGUGAAGGCAUCCACAUGGGCUAUUCAAUUCUUCCCUUCCUAUAGCAUAUUUCUAUUUUGUGUCUGGGGCGAAGGGGGAGAGUGAUGGGGAAGGAUAAGAGUGGAAUUUAACCUCCCCUGUUUCAGUAGAAAUAAAGCAACCCACUGGAAAGCCUUAAGAGGGUAAAAAUUUCUCUUUGCCAUUACUAAGAACAGAAGUCAAAAUAUCAGUUCAUUAACAAGGUCAGGAGAUGUUGGAUAUUUUUCUAAAGAGAAACAAUAACAAUAGCUGGUAAUGCUUAUUGAACAUGUGUGGUCAUAAACAUAAACCCUGAACAAGAGUCAUCUCUCUUUUUUUUCUUAAUUUUUUUAAUGUUUAUUUAUUUCUGAGACAGAGAGAGACAGAGCAUGAGUGGGGGAGGGGCAGAGAGAGAGGGAGACACAGAAUCAGAAGCAGGCUCCAGGCUCCGAGCUGUCAGCACAGAGCCCGACACGGGGCUUGAACUCAUGGACCGUGAGAUCAUGACCUGAGCCGAAGUCGGUCGGUUGCAGGUCCGACUGAGCCAUCCAGGUGCCCCCAGAGUCAUCUCUUUUUAUGUUCUUCCCAGCCAUGUGAAACGGAAACCACUGUGACUGUCCAUCUCACAGAUGAAGAAGCUGGGGCUCAGAGAGGUUCAGUAACUUUACCCUGGUCUCACAGCUGGUCAGCGACCAGCAGGGAUUUGAGGCUCAAAUGGAGUGGCUCCAGCAUCUGGACUAGGGAGCUGCAGAGUGAAGCUUUCUGGCUUCUCUCCAGCUGAAUGACUUGGGAAAAGAAUGUUCUUCUUGGCCUCGGUUUUCUCAUCUGUAAAAUAAAGGGUUGUAUUAAUUAGAUAUAUUUAAGGUCCCCGCCAACUCUUCGGGUCUGUGUCCAAAUCCGUAUCCAUCACAUCCGUGACACUGUUGUCAUUCAUUAGCUCAGCCCAUUACAGUAAGCUGGGGAGUCGGGGGGGGGGGGGGGAAAGGGAGAGGGGUGGGACAGGAAGGGGGCAAGGAGAUCGCUGCAUUAUACACCAAACACUUUCCUAACAGAGGCAGCUGAUCCUGCCCAGACAGGUGGGACGGGAGAUGGGCGCAGGCAUUUUUAGCAUACCACUGUGACUGUCACAAUGGAUUUUGUAGUUGGACCAGUCCCUUUUCCCCAGUAGCGUCCUUGCCGCCCUCAUAGGUCUACAGGGCACUCCACAGUUGCUGAGUGCUCCAGGCACCUGGCACAGGUGAGCUGUGACAACCCCUGUGUAAUGUGACCGGACCUGCUGGGCUUCUCUUUCUUCCUGCCUCCCUUGAAUUACACUGAGUGAUACUUCCAGGAAUUUUGCAGCAGCCCCAAAGCCUUUGUUCUUUCUUCAGAAUAAGGAAGUGGGAGAGGUGGCUUGGUGGGAAGGAGACUUCUUUGAGUUCUGUGAAAUGAACUCAAAUCUGAAGCUGUCAGACUUUUCAAAAGACCCAGUGGCUAGUCACUCCACAUUUCGUAGAUAAAUACCGUGUUGACAGCUCAAGUUAUCUGAAGCUCUGUGUGAAAGGGGAACCAACUUUUCUCUCUGGGAACAAGGACUCUCACGUUUCCGUCUGGUGUGCAAACUAACGUGUGUUUGUUUCAUUUACGAUUUGUGUCAUCCACACGGACCCUUCAAUGUUACAAGUCAGUCACCGCUAGGUUCCUUCUGCCAUACCCCAAGAGGGUGAUGCUUUUUUCCCUCUUCCCAUAGCCUCCACAGACUCGGUGGUAUAUAACACCAUGGGAAACUGGCUGAUUUAAUCCGGGGAACACGUACCUCACCAGUCUUUUUUCUUUUUCUUUUUUUCUUUCUUUUUCUUUCCUUUUUUUUUGCAGCUGAUAAUCUGCUGAACACGUGUUACAAGUGCAUUUUUUUCUUAUCUGUGUCUGCAUGCCCAGAGGUAGAAACAACACUGACAAGCAAAAAGAGGGGCAGAGAAGCAAAUAAACCCGAGGGGCAGAGGUCCUCAACCUUGUGGUUUCCCCGGGGCGGCUAGCAGGUCGCGGGGCUCCCUGGGGGGCAAAGUGGGAGCAUUUACUCUGCCAGGCGAGGGGGGGGGAGCCUGGGAAGAGAAGGGAGAUGGUAUCGGAAUAGAUUGGAUGGGAGGGGGGCGGGGUGAAGCCGGGGAGACUCAGCCCCGGCGAAAAGGACCCGUCCUUCCAAUGCAAUGCAGUAGGUAAUUUGCAAGGAUCCGCCACUCGCAUUCCGUAUGCAAAUGAGGAGGGCCUCUGGGCGGGGCGGAGCGCGGCCGGGAUUCAGCACCGAGGGUCGGAAGAGCACGCCGAGCCCGGGGAGCAUCGCUUCUUCUCCGGCCGGCGCCCCGGAGGAGGGACGCCGCGCUCCGGGAGACAGUAGAUGAGGCUUGAAGCGCUCACGCCCCGUUGCGAAGCUGUCGAAAUCCCAGACUGCGAAGAGCCGUCAGUUCAGCCUCUUCGCGCCCGAGGUUUCAGGGGCCGGUCAUUGCUCCAUCCCUGGAGAGAGAUCCCUUCCCCGAGGAAGUGAAAAUAAUGAACUUUUGGAGGUAUUGCUGUUUUGCUUUCAUCCUGCUCUGUGUGGUUAUUUUGGUGAUCCUUUAUAGUAGCCAGUUAAACGUGCCAAAGAGUUUCGGGAAGGUGAACGGUUCCAGUCCGAGGUAUUCUCCAGUGCAAGCCUGUGAUGACGCCUUAGGAGCUAAGUCAGCCUUUCUGUGGGGGAAGACCUUACCAUCCCCUUUGGGAAGCGUCCCUUGUAAGGACUACCUGAUCCAGAAUCACUACAUCACAAGCCCCCUGUCGGAAGAAGAAGUCGCUUUCCCUUUGGCUUAUGUCAUGGUCAUCCAUAAGGACUUUGACACUUUUGAAAGGCUCUUCAGGGCUAUCUAUAUGCCCCAGAACGUCUACUGUGUUCAUGUGGAUGAGAAAGCCCCGGCUGAGUUUAAGGCAUCUGUAUGGCGGUUACUGAGUUGCUUCCAAAACGCUUUUGUCGCGUCAAAGAUAGAACCUGUGGUCUACGCAGGCAUUUCCAGGCUCCAGGCUGACCUGAAUUGCCUAAAAGACCUUGCGGCCUCCAAGGUCCCAUGGAGGUACGCCAUCAACACGUGUGGGCAAGAUUUCCUGAAAACCAACAAGGAGAUAGUCCGGUAUCUGAAAGGAUUUAAAGGGAAAAACAUUACCCCGGGGGUACUGCCUCCGGAUCACGCAAUUAAACGGACUAAGUAUGUCCACCAGGAGCACAUAGGCAAGGAUGGCUCUUUUGUGAAAAAUACUCAUAUUUUGAAAACCUCGCCUCCACAUCAGCUGACCAUCUACUUUGGCACCGCCUAUGUGGCCCUUACGAGAGAGUUUGUCAACUUUGUCUUCCAUGACAAAAGGGCCAUUGAUCUACUACACUGGUCAAAAGAUACUUACAGCCCCGACGAACAUUUCUGGGUGACACUUAACAGGAUUCCAGGUGUCCCGGGCUCCAUGCCAAAUGCAUCGUGGACCGGUAACCUCAGGGCUAUAAAGUGGAUCGACAUGGAAGAUAAACACGGCGGCUGCCAUGGCCGCUACGUACACGGCAUUUGUAUCUAUGGAAACGGGGACUUGAAGUGGUUGAUCAAUUCGCCCAGCCUCUUUGCUAACAAGUUUGAGCUGACUACGUACCCCCUCACUGUGGAAUGCCUGGAACUGAGGCUUCGAGAAAGAACCCUGAAUCAGAGCGAAACAGUGAUCCAACCCAGCUGGUACUUCUGAGCCACUCUAACCCGUGAUCGGAGGGCAGCCGCGGCCUUUUCUUCGUGAGAGAACCCGGCCUCGCUUACGGUAACGGUUGUAGCCGCGAGGUCACGGCUGCAGGACCUGGCCGGGUUAUUCUGUGUUACAACACCCGCCGGGCACUGGGAACUGUGCAAUCAGGAGGGCUGCGCGGGUCGAUGCUGGCAUGUUCGGCAUCCUGGCCUUCUCUUGACGGUCGUUCCACGUCGGGCUCGUGAUCGGAUCCGUGGCCAGUGGAACUGGCGUCAGACCUUUGCACCAGAUACUCAUCAGAGCGAGAUGCUCUCACGGAAAGGAGAGCUAUAGAUAAUACUGUUUAGGAAAAUAGGAACUGUGUUUCUCCGGAGAAGGAAUCUCCUAUGCCAGACCCGUAGCCACGCGUUCAUGGAUACCCCUCCUCUUUGCUCAGCGGCCCCCCGGGCAUAGAAACAGCUUCCUGGGCACCUCAGCAAUCUCCUUUAAAACCUGAGCUGCUAGAAUGGAGAACUAGAUCGUGUUUCCUGAGUUUCAACACGAGCACGGUGAGCUUACCGUGUCUGAAGGUCUGUACAGAAUGUAAAGUCGUUAACAAGAGGUGGGAUAUGCUAUCAGACAGCAGUCACUGGCGGCUGCUUCGGCAAAGGGACCCCAGGGAAACAGGACCUUUCUUGUGGGUCAGAAUGUACUCUCGUCCCUCUUCCAUUGUUUUCCAUGGCGAAUGCUAAAAAGUUCCCACCGAAUGAAGAUGUUUCUAGAACUGAGGUGCUGUUGCAUGGCUCUCAUCCCAAGUCUCUAACCCUCAGGAAUGAAUCACUCGCCUCUUGGAUCACCACCCUCCACCCCCCACCAAAAGGUGAUCUUACCUGCAAAAUGGAGUCCAGACUCUAUGCCGCGACACUUUAAGGACUCCAGAGUAUUUUCUGAGUAGCUUUACAAUGCUUGGUGCUGAUUAGAGUGCCUAGAUUUUUAAGAGCUUUCAGCUGUGAGUGAGCUUCUUUGUCGCUUAUCCCUUGUCCCGUUCUCUUACCCAAUUCGUUCCCUCAGCACACAGUAAAUAUUUCUUGAGCGUCUGUUAUACACCAGAUAUGUGCUUGAGACAAGGAGAAAAGUAAGACAGAAGCUACUUGUGUCUGAAAUUCUUGAUAAUAGCAUCCAUAUGGGGAAGGCUGCUCUAGAGAAUCUCACAGACUGCUUG